Molecule: messenger RNA, 2596 nt
Organism: Alnus glutinosa
Lineage: Eukaryota; Viridiplantae; Streptophyta; Magnoliopsida; Fagales; Betulaceae
Product: pentatricopeptide repeat-containing protein At5g18390, mitochondrial
Exons: 2
Coding region: 212-1588 (458 amino acids)
Molecular function (GO): protein binding
Source: RefSeq, a predicted model, not a curated record
GGAUACGUGCACUGGUUUAAAGAGUAGACUCUCUUUCACAUCGCAAGCUUCCGCAAUGGAAGGUGAAGUGCAGAAUCAGAAAGAUGGGUUUUUUUCUGUGACGGCUUGAUUUUGCUUGAAUUGUCUGCUACCGAUGAUCUCGAGGCCUUGAGGAGCAGUGAAGUAGAAGAGAAGGGGUUUAUAAUAUACAUUUUUUCGUCGACACUCCCAAAUGCUCGCCCGACUCCUCUUCUUCUACAGAAACAGACCCCAAGUCCUCCCACUAGUCCCCUCAACCCUUAAAACGCUAACCACCACCAACGAUGCAGGUCCAAACGACGCCGUCUCCACCAACCACAGAGACGACUACUUCGCGGCCAUCCACCACGUGUCAAACAUUGUGCGGCGCGAUUUCUACCUGGAGCGCACCCUCAACAAGCUCCGCCUCCACGUCACCUCCGAGCUCGUCUUCCGCGUCCUCCGCGCGUGCUCCUCGUCACCCACCGAGUGCCACCGCUUCUUCAACUGGGCCCGGAACCAGCCCAACUACCGGCCCACCACCGUCGAGUUCGAGGAGCUCAUCAAAACCCUUGCGAGCUCCCGGAAAUACGAGACCAUGUGGAAGCUCCUCCACCAGAUGAAAUCCCUCUCCCUCUCCCCCUCCCCAGAUACGCUGUCGUUUCUCGUCGAACAGUACGGCAAGCACGGCCUUGUAGACCACGCCGUCGAGAUCUUCAACAAGUCUGAGAAAUCUCUCAACUGUCCCCAAACCCUCGAGCUCUACAACGCCCUCCUCUUCUCUCUCUGCGAAGCCAAGCUCUUCAAUGGCGCCUAUGCCCUCAUCCGCCGCAUGGUCCGGAAGGGCCUCGUCCCCAACAAGCGCACCUACGGCAUUCUAGUGAACGCAUGGUGCUCCGCCGGAAAAAUGAGAGAGGCGCAGGAAUUCCUUGCCGAAAUGAGCCGGAAAGGCUUCAAUCCCCCGGUGCGCGGCCGCGAUCUCCUGGUCGAAGGCCUGUUGAACGCCGGAUAUCUCGAGUGCGCCAAGGGAAUGGUCAAGAAAAUGGCAAAACAAGGCUUUGUGCCCGAUGUCGCAACCUUCAAUUCGCUGAGCGAAUCGAUAUGCAAGUCCGGCGAGGUCGAAUUCUGCUUAAAUCUGUACAAUGAGGUGCGUGGAUCGGGACUUUCGCCAGACAUCAAUACCUACAAGAUUUUGAUACCGGCGGUGUCGAAGGCAGGGAGGGUGGACGAGGCGUUUAGGUUGUUGAACGAUGCGAUGGAGUACGGGCAUAAGCCGUUUCCUAGCUUGUAUGCGCCGGUGAUGAAGGCCAUGUGUAGGAGUGGCCAGUUCGACGAUGCGUUUUGCUUCUUUAGCGAUAUGAAGGCGAAGGGGCACCCGCCGAAUAGGCCGGUGUAUACGAUGUUGAUAACGAUGUGUGGAAGGGGAGGGAGGUUUGUGGAGGCUGCUAAUUAUUUGGUGGAGAUGACAGAGCUGGGUUUGACACCGAUUUCGCGGUGCUUCGACAUGGUUACUGAUGGGUUGAAGAAUUGUGGGAAGCAUGAUCUGGCACAGAGGAUUGAGCAGUUGGAAGUGAACAUCCGAGGCAUUUGAUGUGUAUAUAUUGAUUGAUGGUGGAAUAACGAAUGUUAGCUGAGGCUGUAAUUCUUGACUUGUCUGUGGUAAAGCAUGAUGAGUAUUUGUGGACAUUGAAGGCUGUAAUUCUUUUCUCAGAAGUCGCUAUAUGCUUUAGCUGAGGCAGAGAUGAUUAUGCUUCUAGUAUGAAAUGAAUCUGGGUUCUUGCUCAGGCCAGCAACUCCUGCAUUUGGUAGUCACUGAGAAUGAUUUGGAGUUCCCUUAUGAUAGAUCAAAGAAUGGAGAGAUCCAGGAUUGGCACAUGAAAAAGCAUAUAACAGGAAGGUUUUUUUAGAAGACGAUGCAAUGGUCUCUCUCUUUCUUUCUCUCUCUCAUUACAUAUUUGAUUUGAUCUGCCUUAGGAAUUACUGAAUAGAUUUUUGUUUAUGUAGACAUUUUGCUUCCAUUUUGGAAUUUCGCUAUGCUUUGAUGUAAGUUGUCAAUUCAGGCCAUGGCAUUCACUUUCGAUUCAGCCAUCCACUGUGUUGAAUAUAGAUUGGGAAGGCUGCAUGAGGAAGACCUUUUACACCAAGCCGUGAGCGAACAUAAGAGUUUAUUCCACUCUAAGAACUCUUCCUUUGGUGCUCCAGCUAAUAAUGUUGCCUGAAAGGAAAAAGGAUGUUACCCGUCUGAUCCAACUCUUUCUUUAAGAAGUUUACCUUAUGCUCUUGUUUUUAUGUUUUCCAAUUUGAUACAUGCAAAACCCCUAGCUCUUAAGGGGUAGGUUUGUUAACUACAUAGCUUCAGAGGCACAGAGAAUUACAAGAAGUCCAGAACAAGACUUAAAUAAGACAGCUUGGCAAGGAAAUUUUGAGACAUGGGCACCGACCCUUUACAUGUAAGACCCAUUUCUCAUGCAAUUUGGGAUUCUCGUUUUGGUCAACCGGCUGAGGAAGCUUUUAAUAUAUGGGAAAUAUCUCAUUAAUGAAAACGGAAGCAAAAGAUCUUAAUAAAAACCCCGAAAGUAGAUAUGAUAAAACACCUCAA